ACAAUUUAAAAAAUGGCUGAUAAAGUAGCUGUCGUGACAGGCUCUAAUAAAGGCAUAGGAUUUGCUACAGUUCGAGAAUUGUGCAAACGAGGCGUGGGACAUGUUUACCUAACGUCAAGAGAUGUGAAAAGAGGACACGAAGCAGUUGACAGAUUGGUUAAAGAAGGUUUGAAGCCUCUAUUCCACCAACUUGACGUUACCGACAAGGAAAGUAUAAAAUCAUUCGCAGAACACCUAAAACAAAAGCAUGGAGGCUUGGAUAUUCUCAUCAACAAUGCAGCACUCAUCACGUCAAAUUUUACAGAAACCACUUACGAAGAUUCAGUACGCGUACUCAAUGCUAACUACUUUAGCAUACUAACUAUUCAAGAGUAUGUUUAUCCAAUUCUGAAAGACAACGCUCGAGUUAUAAACAUAUCAAGUGACUGUGGUCAUAUUUCCAAUCUUAAAAACUCGUAUUGGAUUAAAAGACUUACAAAAGAAGAUCUUAAGCUCGAAGAUAUAAACGCAUUCGUGGAUUGGUUUUUGGAUUCUGUUAAGAAUGGAACUGUGAAUGAAGAAGAUUUUCAAGAAAUGCCUCUGUUAGCGUAUAGAAUUUCUAAAAUGGCAGUCUGUGCUUUAACAAGAGUUCAACAGAAGGAGGCGAGACGUGGGAUAUCUAUUAAUUCAUUACAUCCAGGAUUUGUCAUGACUGAUAUGACAAGGACCGCUGGUUUCUUAUCCAUAGAAGAAGCAAGUGAAGCUCCUGUUUAUUUGGCUCUAGACAUUGAUCAAUCAGUAAAAGGAAAAUACUUUUGGUUUGAUAAAACUGAAAAGGACUGGUCCGAUCCGAAUCAAAAGCUACGUAGCACCUAUGCGGUAUUUGCGAAGACUUUAAAAGAAUUCAAUAAAAUUUAA
This is a messenger RNA of Maniola jurtina (meadow brown), 897 nucleotides long. RefSeq names its product carbonyl reductase [NADPH] 1-like. Gene Ontology annotation, molecular function: oxidoreductase activity, acting on the CH-OH group of donors, NAD or NADP as acceptor. The record is from RefSeq and is a predicted model, not a curated record. The transcript has a single exon. Lineage: Eukaryota; Metazoa; Arthropoda; Insecta; Lepidoptera; Nymphalidae. The coding region runs from base 13 to 897 and encodes 294 amino acids.